This is a messenger RNA of Sorghum bicolor (sorghum), 1218 nucleotides long. RefSeq names its product REF/SRPP-like protein OsI_017815. The transcript has 3 exons. NCBI's taxonomy places the organism in Eukaryota, Viridiplantae, Streptophyta, Magnoliopsida, Poales, Poaceae. Bases 187 to 951 code for a protein of 254 amino acids. The record is from RefSeq and is a predicted model, not a curated record.
AAAAGUCAUUCGAACCGUCAAUGAACUGAAUUCGCCGCGAGUUUCCUACCUAUAAAACCACCCUCCCCGACUUUUCCUCAUCACAAUCAACCAAAAUCAAAAUCCCCCCGACACGAGAGAAGAAGAAAACCCAGAAUCCCCCGACGAAGCGAAAUCUCCCAAAAUCCCUCCUCGAUCCAGCGAGCCAUGGCCGAUUCCACCACCAACGACGCCCCGGUCGUCAACAGCCAGCCCACCACGGAGGAGGAGGUGACGGUGGAGAGGGCGGCGGCGGCGGCGGAGGAGGAGGAGGAGAGGCUGCGGUACCUCGAGUUCGUGCAGCAGGCGGCGGCGCAGGCGCUGGUGCUGGCGGCCGCGGCCUACGCGUACGCCAAGCAGGGCGCGGGGCCGCUCCGCCCCGGCGUUGACCAUGUCGAGGGCACCGUCAAGGCUGUCGUCGGGCCGGUGUAUGACCGCUUCCAUGCCGUCCCGCUUGACCUCCUCAAGUUCAUCGAUCGCAAGGUUGGUGAGUCCGUUGAGGAGAUAGACCGCCGCGUUCCUCCAGUGGUGAAGGAAGCCCCAACCCUUGCCCGCUCGGCUGCAAAGGAGGUUCGUGAGGCCGGCCUUGUGGGUACGGCCACAGGCCUUGCCAAGUCAGCCAUUGCCCGCGCGGAGCCAAAGGCCAGGGAGCUCUACACCCGCUAUGAGCCCGUGGCAGAGCGCCGUGCUGCGGAAGCCUGGGUGGCCCUGAACCGCCUUCCGCUGGUGCCUUCAGUCACCAGGGCUGUCCUCCCCACAGCCGCGCAGCUCUCAGCCAGGUACAAUUCAGCGGUGCGUGAUGGUGCCAAGCGCGGGAACACUGUGGCCACCUAUCUCCCGCUUGUGCCCACUGAGCGGCUCGCCCGGGUGUUCCCGUACCCCAUGGCUGAUGUUGCCCCAGCACCAGAGAUGCAGCCUAUCCCCUCCCAGUAGAAGAUGGAAUGGAAUGGAAUGGAAACUACAUAAUCAAUUAUAUCAAGUAUGAACUCAGAUGUGGUGUAGCAAGUAUUACUGUGUAAUGUCUUUAUGUUUCCUAUGGUGAACUGGAGCUCUCAUGCGUGGUUUAGUGUGGUGGCAUUGCUGCUUGUUACAACUUGCAAUGAGCCUACACAAGUUUAUCUUUGUUCUAUGGAUAAUGAUGUGUAAAUUAAUGGGUAUCUAUUAGAAUUAUAUAUCAAUGUUGAUGUUUCUGCUUUGUCA